AUGGUGGUGUUGCACAAAUGUAAUACAAAAAUGCAGGUUCUUAUUUUUUUCCUUUGGCUCGAAACCAGACAUUGUGUCAUUCAUUGGGACCUAUGUUCAGUAGUGGACUUGUAUUGGGCUGUAAUGAAUAUAAUGAUGUUAAUUACUUUUCAAUCUAACUCCAAGUCUGGUUGCAAAACGUGGCCAUGUCACAUCGUGGAGAGACGGAUUGCUUUGGAGAAGUCGUUGCUGCCGACCUUCAAGAGGAGCAUCCUCGAAUGCGUUGAAGAGUCCGCCGUCAGCCCCAACUUAGUGCUGCAAAUUACAGCUGGCAACUGGAACGUUAGGGAAGAAUAUAAAUUAAAAGCGUGGGCGCUCUGCCUGCUUCUUAAAUCUAACAUGAUCUCCAAGGAAGGUGUGUUUCAUUUGGACGUCGCACUGGCCGGAGUUCCAGAUAUUGAUAAAAACACCGUCGAAAAAAAAAUCGACGAAUGUCUGUAUUCAAAGGAGCGUAAACCUGAAGAUAUAGCUUGGCAUUUUCUCAAAUGUUAUCAUCAGGGCAAACCAAGAUAUUCCUACAUGUAA
Parnassius mnemosyne (clouded apollo) is the source of this 564-nucleotide messenger RNA. The record is from the annotation of a GenBank genome assembly. Lineage: Eukaryota; Metazoa; Arthropoda; Insecta; Lepidoptera; Papilionidae.